AUGGCGAAUUCGGUCCCAAGAACGCCGAACCGCAAUAGCUUCAGCAUCCCCGGCACACCAUCAAGUUACAGCCCCAUCUCCGGCGACGCAUCAGUGCCGGAACAGCUGCAGCACCUCGCGACCCAGAUUGUUACCCAGACUGUCUCGAACCGCGCCCAGCUCAAGACUUUCGCCGAGCAGCUGAACCAGAUCGCCCAGAAGCAGGAUGAGGCGCUCGGCAUUGCGCGCGCUGAGGAGAGCAGGAGACAGAACCGUGUUCGCUCGAUUGCAGAGCAGCCGUUGCUCCCCGUCGUCCGACCUGGAACACAGAUCCCGAAUGGGCUUCCGACUGCGCUUGAGAAGAUGUCAAUGCAGGACCUGACCAGCUGGUACGCCUACUACACCAGCUCUCGCCCGGACUUGUCCCGAGGGCAACUGACGGCGGCUCUGUGUGCUGAGGUCGGCCUCUCUGCGCCGCCCUCAUACAUGCAGGCCGUUGCUGCUCCCUCGGCGUCUUCCUCCGUUAUCGUCCCGACGCCUACGCCCUCUGCCGCCCCGGCAAAAAAUUCUGUUGCGAAGAAGAAGAAAAAGGCCGUUGCCCCGCCGGCGCAGCGGACAGUCACUCUCUCGCCGACCGCGCUCAAGUUGAUUGGCAUCUUCGUCAUGAUUGGAGGUCUGCUGGCGCUUAGUGUGCGCUACUCGGACAACGGCAACGUGCAGCAGAUGCUUCAGCAGAUUCUCAACAUUCUGGGCCAGUACGUGCUCAAGUCGGGCCUGUUCGUGUACCAGUCUUCCCUAAGGCUGCUGGACAAGGCGGAGGACUACACGAGCGACUUGUGGCAGCAUGUGCCGAGUUGGGGCAGCAAUCAUGGGGGCGAGUUCAAGACACAGGUGAUCUAG
Messenger RNA from Trichosporon asahii var. asahii CBS 2479, 879 nucleotides. RefSeq lists its product as uncharacterized. The coding region runs from base 1 to 879 and encodes 292 amino acids. The transcript is spliced from 3 exons. The record is from RefSeq and is a predicted model, not a curated record. NCBI's taxonomy places the organism in Eukaryota, Fungi, Basidiomycota, Tremellomycetes, Trichosporonales, Trichosporonaceae.